CGCUCGGCCGCAGCCAUAGUGCCAGCGCGCAUCUUGUCCAUAUCCCAAGCCCUGACACGCCAUCCUGCCGCGCCACUAUUUACCAUCCUGUGUCCGCCUCGUCGCACUGCGUAGUCCAUCCACUUCUCGCGGUUCCGUCCUCUUCCGGCAACAAUGGCGAAUCCCGGCGCCGGAGCGGCCGCGUCUCGCAUGGCGCUGCUAGCGCUGCUGCUCGUCGCCGUCUUCGCGGGGUCCUCCCUCGCGCAGGCUCCAGGCAACCGCACCGUGGCUGCUGCGGCGGCGGCGCGGACGUGCAAGUACACGGUGAAGGUGAAGACGAGCUGCGCGUCGCCGCCGCGGACGUCGGACGCGGUGAGCGUGGCGUUCGGGGACGCGUACCGCAACGAGGCCUACGGCGCGCGGCUGCCGGGCGGCGGGCGGGCCUUCGAGCGCUGCGGCGCCGACACGUUCCACGUCACCGGCGCCUGCGGGUACGGCGUCUGCUACCUCUACCUCCGCCGCGCCGGGCGCGACGGCUGGGCGCCCGAGUGGGUCCAGGUCGCCGAGCCGGCGGGACCUGGGGCCGGGGAGAGGCCCGCCACGUUUCGCUUCGGCGAGCCGCUGCCGGACAAUGUGUGGUACGGCCACAACCGCUGCCCCAAGGCCGCGCGCACGGCGGCGGCGAGGACGAACACCUCCUCUGUUGAUGCGGCUUCUUCGCCUCUAGGCUAGGCGGGCUGAUUCCGCUGGCCUCACCAGUCACCAGUCACCACUCACCAGGCACAUCCUGACAUCCGUAGUCACCUUCCUGUAUGUAAUUGGCAUCCACCGAGAAUAAUAAUAAGCAGAUUUCAUGUCUCCA
This is a messenger RNA of Lolium perenne, 841 nucleotides long. RefSeq names its product embryo-specific protein ATS3A. The record is from RefSeq and is a predicted model, not a curated record. Gene Ontology annotation, molecular function: protein binding. NCBI's taxonomy places the organism in Eukaryota, Viridiplantae, Streptophyta, Magnoliopsida, Poales, Poaceae.